Ostrea edulis (European flat oyster) is the source of this 411-nucleotide messenger RNA. RefSeq lists its product as uncharacterized. The transcript is spliced from 2 exons. Bases 1 to 411 code for a protein of 136 amino acids. NCBI's taxonomy places the organism in Eukaryota, Metazoa, Mollusca, Bivalvia, Ostreida, Ostreidae. The record is from RefSeq and is a predicted model, not a curated record.
AUGGACAUCAACACCACAGUCAGCAGGAGACCAGACAAACUGGACAUCAACAUGACAGUCAGCAGGAGACCAGACAAACUGGACAUCAACAUGACAGUCAGCAGGAGACCGGAUAAACUGGACAUCAACAUGACAGUCAGCAGGAGACCAGACAAACUGGACAUCAACAUGACAUCAGCAGGAGACCGGACAAACUGGAUAUCAACACCAGUCAACAGGAGACCGGAUAAACUGGACAUCAACACGGUAGUCAGCAGGAGACCGGACAAACUGGACAUCAACAUGACAGUAAGCAGGAGACCGGAUAAACUGGACAUCAACAUGACAGUCAGCAGGAGACCGGAUAAACUGGACAUCAACAUGACAGUCAGCAGGAGACCAGACAAACUGGACAUCAACAUGACAGUAUAA